UGUUAGUGGUGGAGGACGGCGGCUCCUUCCGUGUCAGGAGUCGAGGAGGAGGAGCAGCUGCUCACAGAAACCACACAGACUGACUUCAGCCAUUAACACUCAGAGCCUGGCUUCUCCCCGUUUGUUUUGCUUUAAGAAAAAUGGUCGUUUUGACAAAGAAUGAAGAACAGGAUUAUAUCCUGAUAGAGGAGCGUAAAUGCACCUCCCUGCCCAGCUCUCCAGCCAAGCGAGGGUCUCCCACCAAAAAGAAGCAGUUCUUUAUCAACCAAGCCAUCCGCAACUCUGACCUCAUUCCUCGAGCCAAAGGCAAGAAGAGCCUCCGGCGACAGGAGAACACACGCUUUCUUGCUAAUCUUCUUGAGAAGGAUGAGUGCUCCAAAGAUGAUCUGGAAGUGUGCAGUAACCCAGCGAUCCCAUCCAUCUUUACUGAAGCCUGCACCAACGGAAACUACAUAGAGCCAUGGAAUGACUUCAUGAAUUGCUCCGGUGAGGAGCAGGAGAAGCUGCUGUCUCUGCUGGAGCAGGAGGAGGCCAAGAAGAAAAUCACCAAAAGGCCCCUCAAGGACGAGAGGAAUAUAAAUCCUGCCUUCACUGCUCAGGACUGCUUCCAGAGAAUCGAUCGCAGGCUGCGAGCGACUCUUCGACGGAAACAAAUCCCCAUGGGAACUCUGGAAGUACUUGAGGAAAACCUGCUGAGCUUCUUCAUCGCUCAACCUCACUCAGUUUACACAACCAACCUCGCCAGCAGCUUUGAGAGACUGCUGCUUCAUGCCGUCUGCCAGUAUAUGGACCUCGUCUCUGCAAGCUCAGACUACAACAGGUCACGUCAGACUGAAGUGGUGAACAAACAAGAUGAGUUUUUACCUCCUACACUUCUGCUGUCAGCCUUCUUGGAGCAGAUGAGCUGAAAUAAGGUCAACACCAUGUUUCCUCCGACCAGCUGUGCUGCAGGCAGGAGCUCUGAGAAAUGUAGAUAAUCUGUGUCGUCGAGGUAAUGUCCGCCAAGCUCGGAAAAUAGAGCUAAAAAAUAGCUUUUUUUCUCUAGUUGGUCCCCGGUUUCUGUAGAAAAUGUUCCAUUCAUUGAAUCCAUAAACACGUCAGAGUUCAUUGGCGCCCUGUAUGUAAACACGGGCAUACAGAAUAGAUGUUACAUGUACAUUAGCAUGUUAGUAUGCUGCAGAUAGCGUUCAGCUCAAAGCACAGCGUACAUUAGUGUACAACAAAGUACAACGUGCCUUGCUUUGAGAAUAACCUUCUGAUUUAGGUCACAUGACCUCUCCUGCUCGUCCUCAGGUCACAUUUUACUUUUGUCUGCCCCACUGGGAAAGAUCGAUGAGCAGAGCAAAUCUGUGUAUAAUAUGUUAAACACAGCAUCACACAGCUGCGUGGCUCUAAUGCCGUUUCCUUACUGCAUUUGGAUUUAUGUGAAUUCCCUUUAACAGGUUUUAAGUUAACUCAUUAACAUACUAAUAUUAUGACGAAUGUAUUAAUAACACAACCUGAUUUGUGGAAUUCACUAUAAAGAGCAUGUGGUACAAGCGAAUACCAUUUCAUACAAAACCAGAAUGUCAGGUAUGGAAGCACAUUUACACACUAUGAUGAACAAAUUAAUUAAAUAUCUCAUAAUUAUGAGAUACUAUCUCAUAAUUUUGACUUACUAUUUCAUAAUUAUUUGACUUUUAAUUAAGUCAUCCAUAAUAGUCAGACAUAAUUAAGUCAUUAUUAUGAGAAAGUAUCUCAUACUUAUGUUAGUAAACAGUUAGUUAACUUAGGUUAAUAAACCGUUCAUCCACGCUGUGCCUUUCUAUGGUGCAUAUGAUAGAAUAUCACAUAUCAUUAAGUUUAGACUACAUUAAAUAUGACUUUUUAGUAUUUAUUCCUAAAGACAUGUUAUGUCUGUUCCACACAUUGAUUCAAUAUGACUAAUGGCAACAGUCCCACCCCUGCUGUUUGGUGAGAACUAGAUAGGGAUCUCAUAUUUAAUAUUUAUUUUUAACAAAGCACCAAGUCACAAAAAUACAUAAAGACAAUAUCCCAAUAAUAAUUGAAAAUGUAGUUGAAACUAGUUCUCAGCUUUGUGUUGCUAAUGAUGAAUGACAUUUUGCAAAGGUGCUAAACGGAGGAAUGUAUCAGGAAACGCGUUACUGCCCGAAGGACUAGCCUGUAGGAUUUGUGAAAGUGGUGAGGUGUGAAGCAUGAUUAUUAAUAAUCUUUACAUAUGCACAGACACGUCUCAUCAUCGUAGGUAAAGAAGUACAUGUCUGUCGUCAAGGCUGUGAAACAACCACUUGUUGUAGGCUUGGCAAGUAAUAUCUGUAAUAUGUGUGAAAAGAAAACUCUUAAAAGUACAAUUACUUGUGCGUUUUCUCUCCGUGUAUCGGUCUCUGCCCGCUCCGUCAGUCUUAUCAGCUCGUCUACACCUUCAUCAUCUGAAAGAUACAUUUCAACCAACCAGACUGUCUGUGUCCAUCCAGGAGCCACUGGGUUAGUUUGCCCACUUACAAGCUAAAGUACACGAUUGUAUGUCAGCACCGAGGCUGAGCAGGUCCAGGUAGCCGUGGUGUGAAUGUUACUUCAGUAAUGGUCAAUAAUACAACAUAUGGAACUAUACUGUCAGCAAAAACUGCUAAUAGCCCUGUACUUUUAGAUGUUUCCAUGUAUUUCUUAUUACAUGCACAGUGUUCAAAACAAAAAAGCGUCCUUUUUACUUAAUGUUGUAUGUUUUAAAGGUAUACUGGAUGUGCAGUAGAUGUGUUGCAUUGGUAGAAUAAUAAUAUGUUUUGAUGGUAAAAACAUUAACAUUUACAACCCGGAACAGCACUUCUGCCUUAUGAAUACAAGUUUCUAUGUUUAUUUUCUGUACAUAUAUUUCUACAUUUCUACUUGACUGGAUUUGGGAAACCAAAAAAAACAACCUUCACCCAGAUUUGAUUUUAAUUUUAUCAUUGACAGUGUAACAAAACUUGACCUGUUGGUGCAUUCUGUCGACAACCAAAGUUUGUGUUUUAUUUGUGUGGAAAUCCAAUUUCUCAGGCUCUCAACUUCUCACUCUGAAUGUCGUUUAUCUCACAUGGGGUCAUUUUCUGUGUACUUUUUAAACCCAUGUAGUAGUAGUGCUUUAAAAAUUGACCUGUGCCAACAUUUGGAUUUUAAAAAAGCAUAAAAUAGUCUAAAAGCUUUAUACACUACACACACAUAUCUUACAUGUGCGUGCUACAAUACCUAUUUAUAAUUAUCGCUGCAUCUAUUAAAGGGUUUAAGAUGUG
Molecule: messenger RNA, 3266 nt
Organism: Cyclopterus lumpus (lumpfish)
Lineage: Eukaryota; Metazoa; Chordata; Actinopteri; Perciformes; Cyclopteridae
Gene: r3hdm4
Product: R3H domain containing 4
Exons: 8
Coding region: 141-908 (255 amino acids)
Molecular function (GO): nucleic acid binding
Source: RefSeq, a predicted model, not a curated record